AUGGGUAUUAGCCGUAAAAUUUUUCUCGCUAUCGCUGUAUCUAUUUAUCUAUCUAUAGGGUUGAUUAGCCGUAAAAAGCAAAUCUAUCUAUCUAUCUAUCUUUCUAUUUAUCUAUCUAAUCCCGUAAAAAGCAAAUCUAUCUAUCUAUCUAUCUAUCUAUCUAUCUAUCUAUCUAUCUAUCUAACCGAUAAGCCCAAAUCUAUCUAUCUAUCUAUCUAUCUAUCUAUCUAUCUAUCUAUCUGUCUGUCUGUCUAUCUGUCUAUCUGUCUAAUUGUCUGUUUUCUCUUUAUCACUGUAUCUAUUUAUCUCCGUAAUUUUUUUCUCUCUAUCGCUGUAUCUAUUUAUCUAUCUAUCUAUAGGGGUUUAGCCGUAAAAAGCAAAUCUAUCUAUCUAUCUAAUAAGCCCGUAAAAAUAAAUCUAUCUAUCUAUCUAAUCGAUAAGCCCCGUAAUUUUUUUCUCUUUAUCGUUGUAUCUAUUUAUCUAUCUAUAGGGUUGAUAAGCCGUAAAAAGCAAAUCUAUCUAUCUAUCUAUCUAUCUAUCUAUCUAUCUAUCUAUCUAUCUAUCGAUCUAUGUCCCGACUUUUCAUCGCUUGCAAAACCAGUUGCCGCUUUUUAUUCUUUCCAAUUUCGGAACCAAAGCGUACAGAAACAAUUUCUAUAUUUCAAUUUUAAUUGUAUCUAUCUAUCUAUCUAUCUAUCUAUCUAUCUAUCUUAUAUCUAUUUAAGAUAA
Acanthosepion pharaonis is the source of this 729-nucleotide messenger RNA. NCBI's taxonomy places the organism in Eukaryota, Metazoa, Mollusca, Cephalopoda, Sepiida, Sepiidae. The record is from the annotation of a GenBank genome assembly.